GUCUGGUCAAUUCCCUUCUCGCGGUUGCUACAAAUGCGGUUCUCCUACUCAUUUUCAGCGUGAGUGUCCUCGUCGGAGCUAUGGUCGUGGAUACGCUAUGGGUGCGAAUGCUACGCCUAUGCUGACCCUACCUGCUCCGACCUCUACCUCGUCUAACGUAGGCUACGCAGUUUCGAACAACCAGGCUGCCUUUCUCUCUUCUGGCUACCCGAAUCCAUUCGGACGAUCGAACUUCUGGCGUGCUAAUCAGGAGAAGUUGGACCGUUGUUUCGCAAAAACAGUGGCUGAUGAAGAGAAAGAAGCUGAGAGGAAAGAGGAGGAAAAACGGAACAAAAUACUAAAAGAAGAAGAAGAACGUAAGGAGGAGUGGAGGAAGGAGCGUGAGCGGCUGGAAGCUGAAAUAACUGAUAGACUUGACAAGCGCAUGGAGGAAAAGAAUAGUUGCAGGCUAAAGGAGAAGGGCAGUGAUGAUGUAGCCCUUAAGGAAGAAUUGGAGAAGAUCCGUAAGGAAAACGAGAAACUCAGGAGCGUGUUAACCUCGGGUGAUGGGGUCGAUGGGACCACCAAUGUCUCCAAGCUGCAGGUGGAACUAGCUUUUUUUAGAAGACAAGUUCUGGCGAAAAGAGUUAUGGAAGACGAUGUAUUCGCGAUGAAGAAGGAAAUCGAUCAAUUGAGGACCUCUGCGCUGGCCAGAGGAAGUUUCCAAUCAGAGUUGGAUAGCCUACGCUCAGAGGUUAGCCGGCUUAAGAUCCAAGGAGUUAAGGACCGCGAGCAGGUGGAGCUGUGGAAGAGAGAGGCGUUGAGACCAGGCAACAAGAGGGGAAGCGUUGCCAUUGAAACUCCUGAAGUCUCGAAUAUGGAUCUCCUAGGCCCAGAUGGACGGACAAUCUAAGUGAAACGGACAAAUGGAAGAAGGAGUAUGCGAAGAUGAAAGAAAUGCAUCGGGGUGCUAGUCUAGAAGCGGA
Chara braunii is the source of this 965-nucleotide messenger RNA. The record is from the annotation of a GenBank genome assembly. Lineage: Eukaryota; Viridiplantae; Streptophyta; Charophyceae; Charales; Characeae.